AUGAUGGCGGGCACCCUGGCAGGAUUCUCUCUUACCACUGUCUUCUACCUUUUUGCUUCUUGCGUUUUAUACGUUUUCGCUGCCGAUUGCAAAACUGCAACAGUAGGAAGCCCCGAUAGUACAUGCUUUGACAUAUACACACAUGCAGGAAUCACAGCAGCUCAGUUCGCGUCGUAUAAUCCCGGACUUGAUUGCUCUAAACUUCAAAUUGGUCAAAAAGUCUGUAUAUCUGCGGGUUCACUACCUUCCAACGCACCGCAUACCUCUCCAAACGGCACUUGCUAUGAAUAUGUGACUCAGCCUAACGACAACUGUUUCGGGAUCGCGACCAAGUUCACCAUUACGGUUGACCAGAUCGAACAAUGGAACAAGAACACAUGGAAAUGGAAAGGUUGUUCCGGCCUUCAAAUUGGCUUCACGAUGUGUGUAUCUCCAGGAGACCCCCCGCCGAUCCCGAUAAUACCCGGCCUACAGUGUGGACCCCAAUCGGAAGGCAACAAGACAUGCCCUUUACACGCAUGCUGUAGUGCGUUUGGAUAUUGUGGGCUCACAGACCAGUAUUGUACCACGACUGGCCCAAAUCCGUGCAUAUCGAAUUGCGGUCAACCUACCCUUCCAAGUUGUUCUCCAGGUCGUUCGCUGGGGAGGUAUAUUGCUUAUUAUGCAGGUUGGGGAAAUCGUCGUACCUGCGGCACAAACGUCGCUCCAGCUGACGUUAACUGGGAGGGAUUCACAGACGUCAAGUUUGCAUUUGCAACGAUCAGUCAAGGGAUGGAGAUUCAACUUGCUGGUCCGGACGUCUCUCUCCUGCAGGAGUUGGUGGCACAAAAAGAUCAUCAUCCAUCGAUGAAGGUCACCAUUGCGCUUGGGGGUUGGGAUUUCUCUGAGAUGGAACCAACACGGGAUUUGUUCAGCGUCAUGAUAUCGUCCUCUGCAAACAGAGCGAAAUUCAUAACGUCUGUUAAGAAUAUGAUGUCAACGUACAAACUGGACGGUAUUGCCACACCUGCUGGUUAUUGGUUCUUGAAGGGAUUUGAGAUUGACAAGAUUGCUGAAAACGUCAAUUAUUUGAACAUGAUGUCAUACGAUUAUCAUGGCCAAUGGGAUACUAACGUAACUGACCAAGCACCAGUCACCAAUCCUCAUACAUCACUUCUCGACAUGGAAACUAGUGCAGCGCUUUACGUUCGUGCAGGAAUAGACUUAUCGAAAGUGAACCUAGGUUUGGCAUGGUAUGGCCGUACGUAUCAUACGGCCGAUCCUUCGUGUGUUGGGUAUAACUGCACGAUGACUGGCGGAGGCUUCCCGGGAGAUUGCUCCCUGACUUCGGGUUACUUGACCCAGUUUGAGAUUGAUCGCCUUCUGAAUACCGGGAUUAGUCCCAAGUUGGAUGGACCUACUCAGACGUACUGGUUCAAUACCCAGGGUGCAUUGAUAACAUUCGAUCAAGAUGAUACCUGGAACGCCAAAACAAACUUUGCAUCGACUAGGUGCUUCGGUGGAACUUUCAUCUGGUCUGUUGACCAACGAACAGACAAUGUCGUCAGUGGAGGCAACGGCUCUGGUUCUGGUUCUGGCGGCGGUGCUGGCCAAUUCACGCAACUGACAUGGAAUCCAAACCCCUACCCUCCUUCAGGUGCUCGCUCAGAGACAUUCGUACAGUCGGCUGGUAGUUUCCCCACAGUCGUCACUAGUGUUGUGAAUCAGGAAACACGGACUGUUACGGACACGGCAGUGAUACCUGCUCACACGGACACUGAGACCGUGUGGACCGUGGUCGGUGGAAGCGCGACCACCACGGUCGCUACAACACAAAUUCCAGCCUCCACGAUCACUCGUGUUCGGACGCUGACAUCAACUUCCGUUCUAUCAGUUACAACUACAGUGUCUAAAUCCUCAACUUUGGUGGUCAUUCCGGUACCCGUUAGUACCACAACCGUUACAAUACAAGGGCUGACGCUUACCUUGGCGCCCGGUGGUACCCCAGUCAACUCUCCGCUUCCAACCUUUAUUUCUAUCCAAAGUGGAAUUACACCAAAGUGGACCUAUAAUAUCAUACCGCCUUCUGAUGCUACGAGCGUUACUUUUACUGCACCUCUCACAUCCACACCAACAUGGUCUUCCACUGUUCGCGUUCCGCCCAAGUCCACAGAUCCCCCUGCAACGGUUACCGGGCCGCCCGGUAGUAAAGAUGACCGUUGUGAUUCUGGUUCCAAUAUCUUUGAGCUCCUUUGGAAUCACCUUAUUGAUGGGUGUUUCCCUCCGGUUGUUGGGAUUAGAGGAGGUAUCACGCCUACACCCAUCAAACCCCCUGGCUGGACAGGACCCUGGAGUGAUCCCCAUCCUCUUCCAACUGGCCCACCUGGUCCAGGGGAUGGUGAUCCGUCCACCACCACUACAACGUCCACAACCACCUCUUCCACUUCAUCAUCGAUUUGUGCUCUACAAACACAACCCCCUUAUGACCUACCGUCGGAUGGGAAUGACGAAGACUCGAAUUUAAGGAGGAGACAAGAAAGAGCCGUGCAACAUCAACCCAGAGCUGGAGGGCGGAGUUUGCUUUGUGUUAGGCUUCUCAAAAUUCUCCUUUCUGACCCUUGCUUUAGGUAUAAACGUCAAUGA
Messenger RNA from Marasmius oreades (fairy-ring Marasmius), 2622 nucleotides. RefSeq lists its product as uncharacterized. The record is from RefSeq and is a predicted model, not a curated record. Gene Ontology annotation, biological process: carbohydrate metabolic process. Gene Ontology annotation, molecular function: chitin binding. NCBI's taxonomy places the organism in Eukaryota, Fungi, Basidiomycota, Agaricomycetes, Agaricales, Marasmiaceae. The coding region runs from base 1 to 2622 and encodes 873 amino acids. The transcript is spliced from 19 exons.